Molecule: messenger RNA, 2481 nt
Organism: Blepharisma stoltei
Lineage: Eukaryota; Ciliophora; Heterotrichea; Heterotrichida; Blepharismidae
Source: the annotation of a GenBank genome assembly
AUGUCCAAAUGCGCUUUAGAUGAGUGCGCAAAUGAAGCGAAAUUUAUUUGUAGCUCAGAAUCCAAUGUUUUAGUAUGCCAUGACCACGUUUGUCGCCAUUUGAAUUGUCCACCUCUUUCGCUGAUUAAUCCAGACUCUAGAUAUCUGGAAAUGAGUACUAUAGAAGAGACUCCAAAAAUCAGUUUUCCCCAACAAAGCCCAGCCUCAAAAACAAAUCUUGUAGGAUUUUUAUGUAAUUACAUACCAAAUGAUGAUAAAAUUGGCCAGGAAACUUACGACGCAGGCUUGGAUUAUCAAAUAAACAUUGAUAAAGAAAAGUUUGUAAAAGCAUAUAAAAGCUGCCAUGGCAAAAGUUUAAUAUUGCUCGUUGUUGUCUUAAUAACUGCAUUAGCUGUGCCUGUAGCCUUAAAUAUAAAAGAAGGACAUGCAAAGUAUUCUAAAAAUAUUUACUACAGAGGUGAAUUCAAGAAUGGUAUCAAAGAUGGGCAAGGAGUCCUUGUUUUUGAUAAUGGGGAUACUUUUGAAGGAAUUUUUAUAAAUGACAAAGCAACUGGGCAAUUUUCUUGUAAUUACGCUGAUGGGAGAGUAUAUAAAGGAGACCUUAAAAAUGGGCUGCAGCAUGGGAAAGGAGUAUUAGUUUUUAAAAAUGGCAGUAAAUAUGAUGGAAGCUUUGAAAAAGGACUGAGAAAAGGGUUUGGAAUAUUUUCGAAUGAAAAUGAUAAAAGCAUAUAUAAAGGCUCGUGACUAGACGAUAAGCCAAACGGCUAUGGAAAUUUGACCUAUACAAAUAAAAGCAGCUAUGAAGGAAAGUUUGUAAAUGGGUUGAAAGAUGGCUUUGGAGUUUUUAUUCACCUAGAAGAGGGGUAUAAAUAUGAAGGCGAAUGGGGAAAUGAUAAGAAAGAUGGCUUUGGGAGAUUUACAUUUAAAAAUCAAGAUGCAUUUGAAGGAUUUUUCAUAAAUGAUGAAAGAUCUCAAAAUGGAACAAUUUUAUAUAAAAGCGGAGAAAAAUAUGAAGGCGAGUGGGAUGGGAAACGGAAUGGUAAAGGAAUUCUUACCUUGGAAAAUGGCGAUUCUUUUACAGGAGAAUUUUAUGAUGACAUAAUGCAUGGGAGAGGAAAAUUUAAUACCUCUAAUGGAGAUUUAUAUGAAGGUAUAUGAAAUUAUGGUAAACUUUACAACAAAGGCAAAUAUUUAUUAGCAGAUAAUGAAACCUAUAUAGGCGAUUUCAAAGACAGCCAAAAACAUGGAAAAGGGAUCUGCUAUUUUUCUAAUGGAGAUAUUUAUGACGGAGAAUGGAAAAAUGAUAAAAUUUACUUCAGCGGAAAAAUGAAUUAUUCAUCAGGAGAUUACUAUGAAGGCGAUUUUAAAGACGGUCUGAAGCAUGGAAAUGGGGAGUUUAAUAAGUCAAAUGGCGAUAAAUAUAUAGGAGAAUGGAAAAAUGACAAAUUUGAAGGAAAAGGGAAAAUAGUAAAAGCUAAUGGUGAAAUUUUAGAAGGUGAUUUUAAAGAUGAGCUGCUUGAUGGAUUUGGAAGCUUUUUUGAUACCCAAGGUGAGAAAUUUGAAGGAUAUUGGGAAAAAGGCAAAAAGAAAGGCACCGGAAAAAUUUUUUACUCAAACGGAACCUCAGUUCUUGCAGAAUUUGUGGAUGAUUUUAUAAAUCUUGCCUCAAUCUGUAAAGAAACUAAUGCUAAUUUGUGUAAACCUUAUUGGAAAGGGAACCUCACAUAUGAUAGUGGAGAUUUCUAUGUAGGCGAGUUUAAAUUUGGCUUAAAAGACGGAUUUGGAAAAUUAUUAUUUUCUAAUGGAGAUAUUUAUGAAGGAGAAUGGAAAGGAAGCAAAAUGCAUAAUAAAGGAAACUUAACCUUGGCAAACAAUGACAAUUAUUUUGGAGAGUUUAAAGAUGGAUUUAAAGACGGAUUUGGAAUCUAUCUAUAUUCUAAUGGAAAUACUUAUAAAGGCUACUGAAAGUCAGAUAAAAGAAAUGGUAAAGGAUUUUCCAAUGAAAAUGGAACAAUUUAUGAAGGAGAUUUUUUUGAUGAUGCUAAGCAUGGAUAUGGAUUUAUUUCUUAUGAAAAUAAUGAAAGUUAUAAGGGAGAAUGGAAAAAUAAUACCAUUCAUGGGCAGGGGAAUUAUAAAUAUUCCAAUGGAGAUGAAUUUACUGGGUGGUUUGUAAAUAGCACGAAAAAUGGGUAUGGAGUCAUGAAUUAUCAUGAUAAUAGACUAUAUGAGGGAUAUUGGGCAAAUGAUAAAAAGAAUGGAAAAGGGAGGUUUAUUACUGGAGAUAGCUGCUGGUACCAGUUUACUGGAAUUAAAACUUUAUAUAAAGACUGCAUCGUUUAUGAAGGUGGAUUUCUUGAUGAUAAAUAUCAUGACAAUGGAGUGUUCACCUAUGCAGACGGCACUUUGAUUUUGGUAGCAUAUGAUAAUGGUGCUCUGAAAGGCUGGAAAUGGUAUGAGCCAAAUUUGGUUAGCCAAGGAUAA